GAGAUGGGGUCAGUUAGCAACUCGGCAGUGCCCGGUAGGUAAACUGGCACCUCUCCUGGUGUUUGCCAAGUGUACCAAGCACACAUAGGACUUGAAUCGGCCACCCUCCUGUUCCCAGAGCUGAAUCCCCAAGUAACUUUAUAAUUCUACACCUAAAGUCUUUGUCCAAAGGUGAAUAUAAUUCUCAUCCAAAACGAUCACCUGUGUGAGUACAUCUGUCACGUUCAGAUAGUGAUGCAGUAACAGCGCGGGGCCCCCUCGGGUAAAAUAUUUGCCACGCUGAGGUCACUGGCCUUUUUCAGCAACAUAAACCGACAGGACACUUACCCUCAAACAACACACUCUGACCCUGGGUCCCAGCCAAUUCUGUUUAAUAAGAACAUGUGAACCGCUGGCGAGGUACUCAGUGUGCUCGCGACGAGCUGCCACUACAACAAUUAGCAGGAGGACGUAACAACUGAAUGUCUGCUGGACUUAAGUGUAGGAGAGCUGCUGCUACGGCCCGUUGAAAUUGACCUGACGCCUUGUGCUGGUACUCAUGAUUGGUUUCAAUCGAGGAUAAGAAAGAUAGAUUUCUCUUAAAAAAGGGAAAACGUGCAGAGGAGUCAUUAUGCCGACCGGAUCAGUGAAAUUGCACAGCAUAAAGAAACUAGGACAGGAAAACCACAGCUACGAUUUUUCCGAUGAAGAACCAGCUGGCUCCUAUAAGAACGCAGCAACUUCCAAGAAUGAUGGGAAAAAACAGGGAAAUUCAGAUCAACCAGCGAUAAGAGUCGGCUUCUUUCAGCUGUUCCGCUUCGCCACGUGCAACGAUACGCUGAUGAUGGUGGUGGGCAGCGUGUGCGCCGUGCUGCACGGCUCGGCCCAGCCCCUCAUGCUGCUGGUGUUCGGCCUGCUCACCGACACUUUCAUCGAGUACGACAUCGAGCUCAACCAUCUGCGCGACGACAGGAAGGAGUGCGUGAACAACACCAUCCAGUGGAAGAGGAACUACACGGCGGCGGAAUCGGGCCCGAUCACGCCGUGGAACCAGUCCGACUGGAGCCUCAUGAACAAUUCAACGUGGGAGAUGCUCACACCGCUGAAGAACUUGACGUGUGGGCUACUCGACAUUGAAUAUGAAAUGACCAAUUUUGCCUUCUAUUAUGUUGGAAUUGGAGCGGCUGUAUUCUUGCUGGGAUACUUUCAGAUCUCCCUGUGGGUGACGGCCGCCGCCAGGCAGAUUCAACUCAUCAGGAAAAUGUAUUUCAGCAAAGUGAUGAGGAUGGAGAUCGGCUGGUUCGACUGCACCUCCGUCGGGGAGCUCAACACUCGCAUGUCAGAUGAUAUUAACAAGAUCAACGACGCCAUCGCGGAUCAAGUUGCCAUCUUCCUGCAGCGCUUCACCACCUUUGUGUGCGGUUUCUGCAUUGGCUUUGUGAAAGGAUGGAAGUUAACGCUCGUCAUCGUCGCAGCAAGUCCACUGAUCGGUGUCGGAGCUGGUCUUAUGGCUCUGUUUGUUGCUAAGCUAACAGGGAUGGAGCUGCAGGCCUACGCCAAAGCCGGAGCCGUGGCAGACGAGGUCCUCUCCUCCAUCAGGACUGUGGCUGCCUUCGGUGGAGAGACAAAAGAAGUGCAAAGGUACGACAAGAACCUGAUCUCAGCGCAGCGCUGGGGCAUCAGGAAGGGUCUGAUCAUGGGCUUCUUCACCGGAUACAUGUGGCUGAUCAUCUUUCUGUGCUAUGGUCUGGCCUUCUGGUAUGGCUCCAGCCUGGUGGUGGACGCUGGAGAGUACACACCAGGAACACUACUGCAGGUGUUCUUCGGUGUUUUGAUAGCAGCAAUGAAUCUGGGUCAGGCCUCCCCAUGUCUGGAGGCGUUUGCUGCAGGCCGUGGAGCUGCUACCAUCAUCUUCGAGACCAUUGAUAGAGAGCCGGAGAUUGAUUGUCUAUCUGAGGCUGGAUAUAAGCUUGACAGGGUCAAAGGAGAUAUUGAGUUUCACAAUGUGACCUUCCACUACCCCUCCAGACCCGAAGUCAAGAUCCUGGACAAGCUCAGCGUUCCAGUGACGUGCGGGGAGACCACGGCCUUCGUCGGCCCGAGCGGAGCCGGGAAGAGUACUGCUGUUCAGCUCAUCCAGCGCUUCUACGACCCUAAAGAGGGCAUGGUGACCCUGGACGGUCAUGACAUCAGAGGGCUGAACAUCCAAUGGCUGCGCUCGCUGAUUGGCAUUGUGGAGCAGGAGCCUGUGCUGUUUGCCACCACCAUCGCCGAGAAUAUACGCUACGGUCGACCCGGCGUCUCAACAGAGGACAUCAUCGGCGCCGCAAAGCAGGCCAACGCCUACAACUUCAUCAUGGACCUGCCGCAGAAAUUCGACACCUUGGUGGGGGAGGGUGGAGGUCAGAUGAGCGGCGGCCAGAAGCAGCGGAUCGCCAUUGCUCGAGCGUUGGUCAGGAAUCCUCGCAUCCUGCUGCUGGACAUGGCGACCUCUGCCCUCGACAACGAGAGCGAGGCUAUAGUUCAAGAGGCUUUGGAUAAAGUACGUCUGGGUCGCACCACCAUCUCCAUCGCUCACCGGUUGUCCACCAUAAAGAACGCCGACGUGAUCGUUGGCUUCGAGCAUGGCCGAGCCGUGGAGCGGGGCAAACACAACGAGCUGCUGGAGAGGAAGGGCGUCUACUUCACUCUGGUCACCCUGCAGAGCCAGGGGGACAAGGCUCUGAACGAGAAGGCUCGGCAAAUGGCUGACAGUGAGGCAGAGCCAGAGAGGCUAAAUCUAUCCAGAGCGGGCAGCUACCGUGCCAGUUUGAGAGCCUCUAUUCGCCAGCGGUCCCGAUCUCAGCUGUCCAAUCUGAUCCCGGAGUCUUCUGUUUCCAUCGUUGGAGAGCUCGGCCCCAGAGCCUACUCCGUGUCACAGGCGGACAAAUCCACGAAUGCCAUCCCAGAGGAGGACGAGGAGGAACCAGUGGAGCCCGCCCCGGUUGCCAGGAUCCUGAAGUACAACUUACCUGAGUGGCCCUAUAUGCUUUUUGGAUCCUUUGGCGCGGCCAUCAAUGGAGGGGUCAACCCCGUCUACUCUCUGCUGUUCAGUCAAAUCCUGGCGACAUUCUCAGUAACAGAUCCCGUGGUCCAGAGGAAGGAGAUUGAUGGCAUCUGCCUGUUCUUUGUCAUGGUCGGAGUGGUCUCUUUCUUCACCCAGAUGCUGCAGGCUUACGCUUUCUCCAAGUCUGGAGAGCUGCUGACGCGCAGGUUACGGCGGCUCGGCUUCCACGCCAUGCUGGGCCAAGAGAUCGGCUGGUUUGAUGAUCACAGAAACAGCCCCGGAGCGCUGACCACCCGUCUGGCGACUGAUGCCUCCCAAGUUCAAGGAGCCACGGGCUCGCAGAUCGGCAUGAUCGUCAACUCCCUGACCAACAUUGGCGUGGCCGUCCUCAUGUCCUUCUACUUCAGCUGGAAGCUCACGAUGCUCAUCCUGUGCUUCCUGCCGUUCAUCGCCCUGUCCGGCGGCUUCCAGGCCAAGAUGCUGACGGGGUUCGCCAAGCAGGACAAGCAGGCGAUGGAGACCGCCGGACGGAUUUCCGGCGAGGCGCUGAACAACAUCCGCACCAUUGCAGGCCUGGGGAAAGAGAGGAUUUUUGUGGACAUGUACGAUGCCCAGCUAGAUGCUCCGUACCAAGCGGCCCUGAAGAAGGCUAAAGUGUACGGAGCCUGCUACGGGUUUGCCCAGUGCGUCGUCUUCUUGACCAACUCCGCCUCCUACAGGUUCGGAGGUUACUUGGUGCGACAGGAGGGGCUCCACUUCAGCUUGGUGUUCAGGGUCAUCUCUGCCAUCGUCACCAGCGGCACUGCCCUCGGCAGAGCCUCCUCUUACACGCCAGACUACGCCAAGGCGAAGAUCUCAGCGGCUCGUUUCUUCCAGCUGCUCGACCGCGUGCCUAAGAUCAGCGUCUACAGCGAUAAGGGAGAUAAAUGGGAUAACUUCCAAGGGAACAUCGAGUUCAUUGACUGCAAGUUCACCUACCCCACCAGGCCAGACAUCCAGGUCCUGAACGGGCUGAACGUGUCGGUGAAGCCCGGCCAGACGCUGGCCUUCGUGGGCAGCAGCGGCUGCGGGAAGAGCACCAGCGUGCAGCUGCUGGAGAGGUUCUAUGAUCCCGACCACGGCAGAGUGCUGAUUGAUGGCCACGACUCGACCCGCGUCAGCGUGCCCUUCCUGCGCUCCAAGAUUGGCAUCGUGUCCCAGGAGCCCAUCUUGUUCGACUGCAGCAUCGAGGAGAACAUCAAGUACGGCGACAACUCGCGGGAAAUCGGCAUGAAUGAGGUCAUCUCGGCCGCCAAGAAGGCUCAGCUCCAUGAAUUUGUCAUGUCACUCCCCGAGAAAUACAACACAAACGUCGGUGCCCAGGGUUCCCAGUUGUCCCGCGGUCAGAAGCAGCGCAUCGCCAUCGCCAGGGCAAUCAUACGCGACCCCAAGAUCCUGCUCCUGGACGAGGCCACCUCCGCCCUGGACACCGAGAGCGAGAAGACCGUGCAAGAGGCCCUGGACAAAGCCAGAGAGGGCCGGACGUGCAUCGUCAUCGCCCACCGCCUGUCCACCAUUCAGAACUCGGACAUCAUCGCCGUCAUGUCCAGGGGCUUUUUGAUGGAGAAGGGAGCGCACGACGAGCUCAUGUCACUGAAGGGAGCCUACUACAAGCUGGUUACCACGGGAGCACCAAUCAGCUAACUCGCUCGAGGGGAAGAGUGGCCAAUUAGCAAAGCAGUCAAGAGGAACGAAUGCUAAGGAGCAAUGUAAUUGCCGUACAUGGACAUAGACCGGAAGUAUGCCAAAUUAUGCAAAGAAAGGAAGAUACACCUGAACACCUGUUCACUCUUACAGUAUUUAUUUUGGGGUUGGGGUCCUGUUUUGGGAGUCACACACCCUAUUUGGGGGUAAGGUAGUUACUCGUUGCCUUUGUGUUAUUUCGGCAAACGUUUAUCUAUAACCUACAUUUUAUGCAGCAAUAUUCGGAAGUAUAUCCUGCAAUCAACCGCUCUAAACCAGCUCAUUAACGAUAAUUGACGGACAUAACAUAUAGAAGAUGGAUUCCAUGCCUAAAUAUUGUUUUUUUUAUAUUAUUGUUUCAUAUAAUUGAUUGUAAUUGAUUGUACUUGUAUAGCGCUUUUCUAGUCUUCCGACCACUCAAAGCGCUUUGACAUUACCAAUCAAUCACCCAUUCACACCCAUUCAUACACUGAUGACAGGAGCCACCAUGCAAGGUGCCACCUGCACAUCAGAACCCUAACUAACAUUCAUACACAUACAUACACCACAGGAACAGCCUGCGGGAGCAAUUUGGGGUUAAGUGUCUUGCCCAGGGACACACCGGCAUGGACUGCCGGAGCCAGGGAUCGAACCGCCGAUCCUCUGAUUGGAGGACGACCCUGCUCUCCACUGAGCCACACACAUUGCAGAUAUGCCAGUUAUACCUCCACAUAGGGUUACCAUUUACUGUACCCUUACUGUGAUAGAGGGAAUAUGUGAUUAGAAUAAUAUAUGUAUGUAUUAUGAUUACAUUUAAAUAUCUGUCAUUUUUAACAAUGGUUUUGAGAAAAUGCAAUAGUUCCAGAAAUAAGCCUUAUUGGCUUCUUGCCAAUAGUUAGAUGAAGAGCUAGUUAGCUUAGCUUAAAAACAAAAAAAAAGGGGGGAAACAGCUCUAAGAGGUGCUAACAGAGCCAUGCUAGCCAUCUCCCCCUGCUUUCAGUCUUUAUGCUAAGCUAAGCUAACUAGUUGCUUCUAGUUUAAGUUAAGCUAAUAACCUGCUGGCUUUAGCUUCAUAAUUAGUACGAUGUAUUCCGUCUCCCAGCUCCUGAUUGUGUGUCUGUUUUUUCCCUGUACUCUGAUUGUAACUUUAAUGCUGUAUGAGUAGUCUUAUUUUUUUAUGCUUUAAGUGGGAAUUAAAUAAAAACCAUCAAAGCGUCUGAA
This is a messenger RNA of Anoplopoma fimbria (sablefish), 5947 nucleotides long. It is a transcript of the gene abcb11b, whose product is annotated as ATP-binding cassette, sub-family B (MDR/TAP), member 11b. Gene Ontology annotation, molecular function: ATP binding; ATP hydrolysis activity; ABC-type transporter activity. The transcript has 29 exons. Gene Ontology annotation, cellular component: membrane. Lineage: Eukaryota; Metazoa; Chordata; Actinopteri; Perciformes; Anoplopomatidae. The coding region runs from base 611 to 4708 and encodes 1365 amino acids. The record is from RefSeq and is a predicted model, not a curated record. Gene Ontology annotation, biological process: transmembrane transport.